This is a messenger RNA of Wyeomyia smithii (pitcher-plant mosquito), 1635 nucleotides long. It is a transcript of the gene Alg1, whose product is annotated as chitobiosyldiphosphodolichol beta-mannosyltransferase. Gene Ontology annotation, cellular component: endoplasmic reticulum. Bases 179 to 1519 code for a protein of 446 amino acids. The record is from RefSeq and is a predicted model, not a curated record. The transcript has 4 exons. Gene Ontology annotation, molecular function: mannosyltransferase activity. NCBI's taxonomy places the organism in Eukaryota, Metazoa, Arthropoda, Insecta, Diptera, Culicidae.
GUAGUAUUUUUCAGUGUAAAACUUUGCUACUAAAUCAGGCAUGUUUCACUCAUUUUUUACGUACGUGUAUUGCCGUCGACGUCAAUUCCUUCAACGCGAAUAGCAAAACAAAUUAGGUAUAUACAGUCACUGUUGUUUUCUGCAUUGUUAAAAAAAUACCGCAUGUUAUGUUACCACGAUGAGCGGCUCUAACACCAAAAUUGAAAACGCUUGUGUUGUUGUGCUGGGUGAUAUUGGGAGAAGUCCACGAAUGCAAUAUCAUGUGAAAAGUCUUUCCGAAACCCGGUACUUUAUUGAUUUAAUUGGUUAUGUAGAAACACAACCGUUGGACGAUUUAACGAAUAAUUCACAUGUGCGAAUUCACCCUUUAACUCCAUUCCCGGAGCUGAAUCUUCCUACUCCAGUCAAGUAUAUUUUCAAAACUAUGUGGCAAGCGCUCACCUUGUUGAUGGCACUUAUCAGCAUUGAGAAGCCCAGGUUUAUACUUUGCCAAAAUCCACCGGCCAUUCCAACAAUAAUCGUCUGUCAAAUAUAUUCCUUUUUUGCGAGAUCUACAAAAUUGAUUAUUGACUGGCACAACUAUACGCAUACUAUUUUGGCAAUAAAUUCUAGUCAAAAUAGCAUAAUUGUUAAAUUAGCCAAGAUAAUUGAGUCUUAUUUCGGACGAAAGGUUUAUGCCAAUCUUUGUGUAACAAAAGCAAUGAAAAAAGACCUUGAAGAAAAUUUUAACGUUAGAUCAACAGUGUUGUAUGACCGACCCCCAAUGCAAUUUCAACCUAGUUCGAUCAAAGAAAAACAUGAGCUCUUUAUGAGGCUAUCAAGUGUGAUUCCGAUAUUCAAAGGAAGUGAAUCUGACCGAAUGGAUAUUGAGGAUUUUUCCGAGUCAUCCGCAUUUACUAUCAAGCACUGUGAUGGACAGAUUACGUUAAAGCCUGGCCGAUCGGCAAUCCUAAUAUCCAGCACUAGCUGGACACCAGACGAGGAUUUUGAACUUUUGCUUGCCGCAUUAGAAAUAUAUGAAAAAGAAGCGACUGGUAAUGAGUUGUAUUAUCCACACUUGGUGUGUAUUAUAACAGGCAAAGGACCGUUGAAGGAACAUUAUAUAUCACUCAUAAACAAAAAAGUUUGGAAGAAAGUUACUGUUGUAACACCAUGGCUAGAACAUAAUGAUUAUCCUAAGUUAUUGAGCGCUAGCGAUUUGGGAGUAUGUCUCCAUUACAGUUCCAGUGGCUUAGAUUUGCCGAUGAAGAUUGUCGAUAUGUUUGGAGCUGGGCUACCAGUGUGCGCAAUCAACUUUCAGUGCCUUGAAGAACUUGUACGUCAUGGUGAAAAUGGUUUUGUUUUUGAAAACGCUUCGGAACUCGCUGCAUUGAUUUGUACAUGGUUUCAAAAUUUUCCCAAUAAUAUCGCCAUAAUUAAUCAAAAGGAAGUGAUAAAUCAAAAUCUCACAAAAUUCCAGCAGCUUCGUUGGUCGGAAAAUUGGAAGAAACAUGUACAAAGUAUAUUAAAUCGAUUGUAAAAAUUAUGCACAAUGAUGAAUUUAAUAUAAGCAACUAAUAAUAUAUGAAUAAAGUGCCUCUGCAUGUUAUGUUUACUACUAUGCGUGAAUCUGCAAAAUUGUUUUUUUUUUUGAGU